This is a messenger RNA of Tremella mesenterica DSM 1558, 1059 nucleotides long. RefSeq lists its product as uncharacterized. Gene Ontology annotation, cellular component: nucleus; cytosol; proteasome regulatory particle, lid subcomplex. NCBI's taxonomy places the organism in Eukaryota, Fungi, Basidiomycota, Tremellomycetes, Tremellales, Tremellaceae. Bases 159 to 1025 code for a protein of 288 amino acids. The transcript is spliced from 6 exons. The record is from RefSeq and is a predicted model, not a curated record. Gene Ontology annotation, biological process: proteasome-mediated ubiquitin-dependent protein catabolic process.
GUCAAUCUAUCAAGUACCUCAAGUGGUGCAAACUCACUCUUCUCAUAUCAACUCUAUAACCUAUUCCGUCUAUACCAACCACAGGAGUAGAAUUGACUGUUUGCUAUAUCUCCAUUUCAAGCAGUUGGCCUUCUCGUCAUACUUAAUCUCCCAUCGUCAUGUCUCACACCUUGCAACAAUCACUCCUUGAACUUCAAGCCGCUUUCGACGCUUCUGGAGGUUCAAAGCAAGAUGUUACCAAACGUCUUUCAAAACUCAAACUAGAACUUGCUCAAUCGGGUUUAUACUUUGCCCCACCAUCUGCCGAUCCCCAAGAUUUGAUAGCGACACGUUCUAUACUUGAAGUCGGUGCCUUCCAUUCUCUUCGAUUAGGAAAUUUAAAACAAUAUUGGCAAUACAAUUCUUCCCUUCAACCAUUUUACGAGAAUCUCCCUCAGAUCCCUCCUUCCCCUCUUCGUCCGAUCACUCUAGGAUUACACCUACUGGCAUUACUGAGUGAAGGACGUUUGACAGAUUUCCAUACUGUUUUGGAAACUCUGCAGUUGGACCAGUUGAAUGAUUCAUUUGUCAAGCUUCCUGUGGAUCUUGAACGGUGGUUGAUGGAAGGGGCGUAUAACAAAGUUUACCGAGCGAGGGAACGUGUACCACGAGAGGAAUUUGCUUUCCUUCUCGAGAGACUCAUGGGUACUGUCAGAGCUCAAAUUGCCGCCACCAUCGAAGCUAGUUACCCUUCUUUACCCCUCGACAGCGCUGCUUCCUUGCUAUUCUACAAGCCUCAGGAGAAAAGUCAAUUGGCCAAUUUCUGUACUGAACGAGGAUGGUCAAUCGAACCUACAUCAUCCACAAUAUUCUUCCCCAACUCUCCAUCCAUUUCUAUCCGACAAGCCGCUCGUCGUUUACCCUCAGACGCAGCAGCUGCUGCCAUAGAAGCUGCUCAAUCUCAAGGUGUCGCCCAUGGUGUCCCUAUGACCACCAUGGUGGGACCUGCUCUCAAGCUAGCUCAGCAAUUAGAAGCCAUUGUUUGAGUUUUCAACAUGCAUCAUGUCAUCACCUCUUUUC